Molecule: messenger RNA, 5225 nt
Organism: Oncorhynchus kisutch (coho salmon)
Lineage: Eukaryota; Metazoa; Chordata; Actinopteri; Salmoniformes; Salmonidae
Product: E3 ubiquitin-protein ligase Topors
Exons: 9
Coding region: 229-4938 (1569 amino acids)
Biological process (GO): protein polyubiquitination; protein monoubiquitination
Molecular function (GO): metal ion binding; ubiquitin protein ligase activity
Source: RefSeq, a predicted model, not a curated record
ACAAUCCUCUUUGUUACCGAUUUGCGCUCUGCUUUCUGAUUCACAACACCAAGUUUUGUCGACAUCCUACCAUACAUUUGACAAUUUAUAACCUUUCUUUAGGUCUGCAUUCACCGUAAUGUCGUCAGAUAGUUAGCCGAUGAGCGACACUAACGGAUUCGUUGGUAACGUUAGGUGAUGUUUUGACCGUGAACCGGAGAUCUCUGCAGGGAUUCGAGUCGUCAGAAGAUGGCCCCUACCAAGAUGAAACUGCGUGUCCGGCGGCGGGAGAGCGGAGGAGGUGGUCAGGAACAGGAAGAAACCUCUAAGACCUCCUCUCAGUCGGUGUCGGCCGAGGCGUCUCCUGACUCUAAAUGCCCAAUCUGUCUGGACCGUUUCAACAACAUGUCUUACCUGGACAGGUGCCUCCAUCGCUUCUGCUUCCGGUGCAUACAGGAGUGGAGCAACAACAAGGUGGAAUGUCCUCUGUGUAAACAGCCGUUCUCCUCCAUCCUUCACUCGAUCAAGGCCCAGGACAACUUUAAAGAGUUUACUCUCAGGCCUCCUCCUGUUCCAGGGGAGAACGGGACCGCAAUGAUCGCAGCUGCCGAAGCAGCCGCAGCUGCCCUGGUGACCGCCAGGGUCGGUGGUAGUCAUGGAGAACGAAGGAGGACGAGGAGAAGAGGAGGGGGGCAGGGGAGAGGAGGGAGAGAGAGGAGACAGUCAGGACGACUGUGGAGAGGGAGGGGACUCUCUUCUGCUCCUCCUCUCCCUCCUCUUCAUCCCCCUCUUCUACCCAGGCCCGAGGAUGGAGGAAUGAGAGGAGAGAUGGAUGGAGAGGACCCGGGGGUCAUCUUUGAUGGGCUGACUGGCGUGUCCGCCCCCCCACCUCACGAUCGAGGGGUGCAGCGUCUCAUGGUGCGUCUGGCUGCUAGGCGACGAUCCCAGAGAGAGGGGCGCUCCGUAAGACUGCUCCGACCACGGGAGAUGCUUUCUUUCCGCCGGGCACUCUACCGCAGUGGCGUACGUGUCAGGAACGCCCGCGGGGGCUGCGAGAGGCCCCGUGACAUCACUGCUGCGUUUUACCAGCGGAACCCGGUUGCUCUCCAUAGACUCCUCCCCUGGUUACAGCGGGAGCUGACGGUGCUGUACGGCGCCCAUGGCUCAUUGGUCAACAUCGUCCAACGCAUCAUCACCUCGCGAAUCGCACGUCACGACAUGGAGGGAGGGGGUGGGGCCAUCCAGGACGAACUCCGUCCCUUCCUGCUGGCGAGGACUGAUCACUUCCUUCACGAGCUUAUCAGUUUUGCACGUUCUCCUCUCAGUAUGGAAGUGUACGACCAGCUGUCCAUCUACGACCCUCCAGCGCCGUCCUACGAGGACAGGAUGACAUCAUCAUCUAGCGACACUGACGACUCUGUCAUCGCCAUUUCAGAUGAAGAGGAAGAGGAAGGAGGGUCGGAGGGAGAACGAGAGAGACGGCCGGUGUCGGUAGCAGGAAGUAGCGCUCUGAGCCAAUCUGCUUGGGACGAUGAAACACCAGGACCCUCCUACUCUACAGCUGAGCCGUCCCAAUCCCCCAUGCCGCUGUCGAUCAGCCCAGGGGGGGGGGACUCUGGUCCAGCGGGGGCUAAUCAGAAUCCUGCUCAGGACAUGACAGCGGCAGGGAAUGGAGAGAGGGUUGAGGAGGGAGGAGAGGAAGAGGAGGGGGAACAAUGUAUGAUAGUAGGGUUUGUUAAAGCCAUGGCUGAGAGAACUCCUGAACUGGUCCAACUCUCCUCUGACCCCUCAGACGAAGAGGUGGAGAAACAGGAGACGAAAGAGACUGUUCCACAAACAACGUUAACCCCUCUCUCUCUCGUUGUCCCUCCCCUCUCCAUUCCAGUUCCCCCCAUGUCUCUGUUUAAAAACACCAGCACAGAAAGACAGGGAGGAGGGGGGGAGAGACAGGGAGGAGGGGGGGAAAGAGGACUGGGAGUAAGACAUCUAGACAGAGAGAGAGAGCAGGUAGAAGAGAGACUCCUCUAUUGCCCUCUAGGGGAGAGAAGGGAGGGCAGACACCGAGAGCGGUCGUGUUCAGGAUCGCGGUCCAGAAGCAGACAUCGGUCAGCGAGCGUUUGGUCGCGGUCCGGUCGGUCCAGGAGUUCUGAACGGAGCUGGUCAGCACGGAGCCCCGUGUCCGUACGGAGCGAUGACAGCAGCCAGGAACGGCGCCGGAAGAGACGGGCGAGAGAGCGGGAGAAAAGGAGACAGGAGAAAGGAAGAGGCGCCCACGACAGAGGCUCCCACGACAGAGGCUCUUAUAGACAACACAGCAGAGAGCACAGGAGAGAGACCAGUGGAGGAAGUGAGAGGAGCAGAGGUAGAGAGAGAGAAAGGAUUCCAUAUGAACCAGCCAGGUCCCAAUAUUCUAACACAGGAAUAUUCUUUAGUCCGGAAAACAGCGUCCUAUCCCAUUCCCCGUCCUUAUCCCGGAGUAGCCAGCGAGGACCAGAAUCUCCUGGGGAACACCGGCAUUCCCGGUCCUCUGACAGCCUCUCUUCCUCCAGCUCCCUGUCCCAUCUCUCUGCACACAGACAGCAUUCCCGACAUUCCCCACGCUCCGACAAGCCGGGAGGGAAGAGGAAAUAUAAGACACGGCAUCUGGAAGACCCUUCCUGGGAGCCAUCCGGCUCUGCACGGAGAGAGAGGGGGCGAGGGGGGACAGAGGCCACCGCUAGCCCCCGGAAGAGCAGAGGCAGUCUGGAAGACCCUUCCUGGGAGCCAUCCAGCUCUGCACGGAGAGAGAGGGGGCGAGGGGGUGAGCGAGAGAGGGGGCGAGGGGGUGAGCGAGAGAGGGGGCGAGGCGGGACAGAGGCCACCGCUAGCCCCCGGAAGAGCAGAGGCAGUCUGGAAGAGAGUGUGAAGAAGAGGAGACGUCAGUCCCGCAGCCCCAGUGUCGAAAUCAUCUAUGAAGGCAUGACCGUGACCACUGCUAGCCCCUUACGACCCAAACACAACCACAAACGCGACGGCAAACACCGGAGAAAACAACGUCACGACCGCACCCUCCAACGCUCUCCCAUGGUCAUCACUAUAGACAGCGACAGUGACAACAAACACGUGGUCCAAACGACCAGUCUGGAAGAUGACCGCGCUCUGGAUUUCUCUGAGCGUUCUCUGACCGUGCCUGGUCUUCCAUUAGGCGGCCACAACCUGGACGUGGGGGUUGAUAUCAGUGAUUUUGCAGUCGAUGUUCUCGACCGUUCUCUGAGCGUUUCGGACAUUGACCACAAUGACGGAAUCGACCAUAAAACGGAGCUCGAUGACGACUGUGUGGUUGACGUUUCUGUCAACGUCAAGGACCGCGUUCUGAACACAAACACUAAUGCGGUCGACCGCCCCCAGGACGCAGACGGUUAUGUUCUCUCCCAGGUCAAUCUUACCUGUGACCCUGGGGUCGCGACCUCUGACUCUCAUCUCCUAGCGACCAUCCUAAAGGACCUAGAACACAUCACACUCCCUAACCUGAACCCAGACCCUAACCACAGCCGUAAUUCAACCACACCGGACCACAGAGAGAACGCCAGGGAGAACGCCAGAGAGAACGCCUGGCCGGCCAGAGAGAACACACCGACUCCCUGGUCCUCUGAGGGAGAGACUAACUUCAACAGCCCUGUUUCACCUUCAGCCAAUCACUCUCCGAGUUCUGAAUCAUUCACAGACAACCACUCUGCUAGUCCUUUAUCUCCUGUAGGUCACCCUGCUAGUCCUAUAUCUCCUGUAGGUCACCCUGCUAGUCCUGCUAGUCCUAUAUCUCCUGUAGGUCACCCUGCUAGUCCUUUAUCUCCUGUAGGUCACCCUGCUAGUCCUAUAUCUCCUGUAGGUCACCCUGCUAGUCCUAUAUCUCCUGUAGGUCACCCUGCUAGUCCUAUAUCUCCUGUAGGUCACCCUGCUAGUCCUAUAUCUCCUGUAAGUCACCCUGCUAGUUCUAUAUCUCCUGUAAGUCACCCUGCUAGUUCUAUAUCUCCUGUAAGUCACCCUGCUAGUUCUAUAUCUCCUGUAAGUCACUCUGCUAGUCCUAUAUAUCCUGUAAGUCACCCUGAUAGUCCUAUAUCUCCUGUAGGUCACCCUGCUAGUCCUAUAUCUCUUAUAGGUCACCCUGCUAGUCCUAGAUCUCCUCUCGGUCACUCUGACAGUCCUAUAUCUCCUCUCGGUCACUCUGCUGGUCCUAUAGGUCACUCUGCUGGUCCUAUAGGUCACUCUGCUGGUCCUGUAGGUCACUCUGCUGGUCCUAUAGGUCACUCUGCUGGUCCUGUAGGUCACUCUGUUGGUCCUGUAGGUCACUCUGCUGGUCCUGUAGGUCACUCUGCUGGUCCUAUAGGUCACUCUGCUGGUCCUAUAGGUCACUCUGCUGGUCCUAUAGGUCACUCUGCCAGUCCUGUACAUCACGACUCUAGUGCAGUAUCACCCAUUGUCCACCAUACUAAUAGUCCUUUAUCAUCACCCAUAGCUGGUUCUAUAUCGGUAGAAAACCCUCGCUUACCUUCUAGCACUGGGUCAUCUGUAUCGGCCAGUCCUGUAUCGGCCAGGCAUGAUCAGGAGGGGCCUGUAUCGGCCAGCCAUGAUCAGGAGGGGCCUGUAUCGGCCAGCCAUGAUCAGGAGGGGCCUGUAUCGGCCAGCCAUGAUCAGGAGGGGCCUGUAUCGGCCAGCCAUGAUCAGGAGGGGCCUGUAUCGGCCAGCCAUGAUCAGGAGGGGCCUGUAUCGGCCAGCCAUGAUCAGGAGGGGCCUGUAUCGGCCAGCCAUGAUCAGGAGGGGCCUGUAUCGGCCAGCCAUGAUCAGGAGGGGCCUGUAUCGGCCAGCCAUGAUCAGGAGGGGCCUGUAUCGGCCAGCCAUGAUCAGGAGGGGCCUGUAUCGGCCAGCCAUGAUCAGGAGGGGCCUGUAUCGGCCAGCCAUGAUCAGGAGGGGCCUAUACACUAACACGGUAUACAGCACUGACUGAUCACCUGGACACACACUAUUACAUGAACUGCCCCACACACACACACACACACACAGUCACACACACACACACACACACAGUCACACACACACACACACACACACACACACAGUCACACACACACACACACACCAUUUGAAUAUGCUGAGGUUGUUUACCGUUGUUUGUUUUGAAACCUGUUGUCUUCUACAAAAUGGACUCUUGAAUGAAACUAUCUUUCUGCAGGAAAAAAAAACAAAUAAAAUCACAUUUGACGAUAAAUUUA